GGCUGGCUGAAGCGAUCGUCUUGUACGUCGCAACGCUACCUCUAAGUCCACCUGUGCGCUUUCGUAUCCAGUUGUGAGCACUGCUGGGACCGCUCGACGCUGUCAACGCGCCCCCGCUGCGCCUACUGCACUGCAAGCACUCCGCUGCACACACGGCAACAACCAGGGCCCCGUGGCCGCGCAUCUAGCCAAGGAUGCUCGAGAUCGUUGAGGACCAGAUUGCCGAGCUCAAGAAGCUAUGGAAGAACAAGCGGCUCCUGCUGCACCAGGGCCUCAACCUCGCGAUGAUCGUCUUUUCGGCCUUGAUGAUCUGGAAGGGCCUCAUGUUCCUGACGAAGAGUGAAUCGCCCGUCGUCGUGGUGCUCAGCGGCAGCAUGGAGCCGGCGUUUCAGCGCGGCGACAUCUUGUUCCUUAACAACCAAGCGAACCCGAUCCGGGUGGGCGGCAGCGCAUAUAAUCAAAUUGUUGCGCUGCUUUUACUCAUGGCCUUCACGCCAUCGACGCGACGCCCGUUCUCACUGAUUGAUUUGCGCGCAGGUGGGCGAGGUCGUCGUCUUCAAGAUUAAGGACCGCGAUAUUCCUAUCGUGCAUCGCGUGAUGAAGGUCCACGAGAAGGCGUCGGGCGCGGUCGAGCUCCUCACGAAAGGAGACAAUAAUCGCGUCGACGACCGAGGCCUCUACGCGCCCGGGCAGCUGUGGCUCGAACGAGACGAUGUAUUAGGGCGAGCCGUCGGCACCAGUGCACGAAUCAUGAGCUGAACGCCAUCGAUGCGACGCCCAGGGAUCGACUGCAUCACACUCAUUGGUUGAUUUGCGCACAGGUCGGCACUUUACGCUACGUCGGGAUGGUCACCAUCAUUCUAAACGACUACCCGGCGCUCAAGUACGUGCUCGUGUCGAUCAUGGGCUUGUUUGUGUUGACAAACAAGGAGGAGGCGUAAGUUGAAAAUAAUCCACGGG
Messenger RNA from Pelagomonas calceolata, 960 nucleotides. The record is from the annotation of a GenBank genome assembly. Lineage: Eukaryota; Pelagophyceae; Pelagomonadales; Pelagomonadaceae.